UAACGAUAGGAAUAACGGUGCAUUUGUGUUAGGGAUGCGAUGACGCUAUAAUUUGGAAUCGUUUAUUUAUAGACGCUUUUGCAGUGUGACUAUAAGUUCAGGCAAGACAAAUUUGAUGUAAUCUCGGUGUAGGCGACAUAAAAUUAUUGACAUUUUGUUUUAUGUAUUAUGAUGGUUUUCAACGCGUGGAAUUCAAAGAUACAAGUCUUUAGAAAUUCAGCGGUUCAAGAAUUAUGCGUAUGUAAAAUUGAGCAUUUUUAGCCUAUUUUAUAGGUUAGUAUGAUGCCAUAUUGCCUCUAUUCAUCAUUUGAUUGGGCCGACCACGAUCGCAUAAACAGAUCUCGAUACUCAUAUAUAUACAUAUACAAGCGGUUACGUUAACAGAUUGAGGGAAUUUAGAGAAAAAUCACUUUAAGAUAGAAGUAGAAGGGUUUUAUUCUGUGAUGAACGAGACAGAAACAAUCUACUGAUUUCCGAUUGUCUUGUAGAAUCAGAACUUUGUUUUCUUCCAUAUUGGCUUUUUCACGACUCAAUCCUCGCACCAUUUUCCCUUUCGGGUGUCGAGACCUUUUUUUUUUAUAUGAGUUGACUUGUUUAUAUGACCGUAUCCAAACCUAAUAUUCACAAUUUGAAAUCCUACCGCAAAAUAACCGCCAAUCACGUGCAUUUGUGUCAUGGAUAUAAGAAUAUCGAGACAGAGCAAUGACUAAGCGAGGCAAAGCCGUUUCCACGGUACGGGGAACGUGGUUAUUUGGGGCCUCAUUGGUGAAUUGGUGUAGCUUGUAAUGGCGCAAGCGCAAUCUUAUUGUCAAGUAAGAGCGAGUCAGGUCAGCAGUAGGGACAAAAAGAGUGUGAUUAGUUGUUACUAGGAAGACCAGGACGUAUUGUGAGAAAUGCCGCAGUGCAUAGUAAACAAUUGUAGAAAUAGUAUGCGAAGUCAUCUUGUUUUAGGAAAAACAAAAAAAAAAAAAAAGAAAAAACGAAUAAUGUCUCAUAUCAUCGGACUGGAGGCAGAAUCAGUUAAAACUGAAGUAAGAAUUUGUUCAGCACAUUUUGCAGAAGAUGCCUUCUAUUUAAUACAUGGUACAAAGCGACCUCGACCAGGUGCACUACCGUCUAAAGGCAGUAAUAGUAGUAUGCUCUCCCCUUCUGCAAGGAAGUUUAGAAGAAAGAAAUUCCCUGAUGGUUGGCUGAAUAAUCCAAAUUUUGCAAGAUGGCUCCAAAGAUGUGGUGAACCAUAUAAAGCCAAGUGCAGUGUGUGCAACAAAAUUAUAACAGCCGAAAAAAGCAAACUGUUGAAACAUAAAAACGGUCUGGAGCACAUGACACUUGUGGAUAUAAGAGAAAAAGCUGCAGCGAGUAUACGGAACGACUAAUCGCGUCAAUAUCGACACCCUUUAACAAUGACAGGUAAUAUCUUUGAUUAAUAGUCAAAUAGGUUAAUAAUCAAAUAAGUAUAUAACAAAAAAAGUAUAUAAAUUCUAGGAACGAUAUAUAAAUAUAUAUACAAUAAAGAUUAACUAUUUGCA
Molecule: messenger RNA, 1529 nt
Organism: Bombus pyrosoma
Lineage: Eukaryota; Metazoa; Arthropoda; Insecta; Hymenoptera; Apidae
Exons: 5
Coding region: 894-1376 (160 amino acids)
Source: RefSeq, a predicted model, not a curated record